GUCCUGCCUCCGUGCUGACGUCAUGUCAUUGCGGAAAUAGCUGCUGGUUUGAGCGACACAAAAUGGCAUUGAGAGCAGCCCUGAGAAGUAAAUGCGGCUUAACAGGUCGUCUUUCCCAGCUGUCUUCCUGCAGCAGUCAUGGCAGGGUGUGUGUUGCUCAGCGGAGGAACAACUCUACCUCACCCAAAAUCAAAGUGGAUUUUGACCAAAGCACAGGUGUGGCGGUGAUGCGUAUGCAGAGUCCGCCAGUCAACAGCCUCAGUUUAGAUUUCCUCACAGAAUUGUGCAUCAACCUGGAGAAGCUGGAGAUGGAUAAGAGCUGCCGAGGCCUCAUCAUCACCUCGAGUCAACCCAAGGUGUUCUCAGCUGGACUGGACAUCAUGGAGAUGUACGGGAAGAGUCCAGAGCGCUGUGGAGAGUUCUGGAAAGCCGUUCAGGAGAUGUGGCUGAAACUCUACAGCUCCAACAUGAUCACUAUAGCUGCAAUCAACGGUUCCAGUCCUGCAGGCGGCUGUCUGAUGUCUCUGACAUGUGACUACAGGAUAAUGGCAGACAACCCGCGUUACAGCAUCGGCCUUAAUGAGACGCAGCUCGGCAUCGUGGCACCGUUUUGGUUUAAGGACACCAUGGUUAAUACAGUGGGCCACCGGACCACAGAGAUGGCCCUGGAACUGGGGCUGCUCUACAGCUCCUCAGAGGCCCUGAAGAUAGGCCUGGUGGACCAACUGGUCCCAGAAGACCAGGUCCUGACCACAGCCACACAGACCAUGACCAAGUGGCUGGCCAUUCCAGACCACGCCAGACAGAUCACCAAGUCCAUGAUGAGGAAGCCAACCAUCGACAAGCUAACGUCCAACAGAGAGGCUGACAUCCAAAACUUUGUCAGUUUCAUCACCAAAGACUCCAUUCAGAAAUCACUUCGUAUGUAUCUGGAGAUGCUUAAAAAGAGAAAAAGCUAGAUGAAACGUGUAAAAUGAGAUAUACACACACUAGACUGUGUGAAAAGUUAGUUGAAAACACACUUGCCUUCAGAAUCAUGUGCUCAGUAAGAUCCUCAAAGACAGUUCUCUGCAGUUCCUCUUCAUAACAAUUUUCAACCAUUGAUGAAUCAUUUUCAGUAAUCCUGUGUGAUGAAACUAACUUGGGGAAAACACUCAGGACUGAUGGCAAUGAUUCAAUGACAAAUAGUAUUUUUCUAUUUUACUUUCCAAGUACUUUAGUUAAAAAUUAACACCAAGAAUUUUUUUUUUCAAUCUUUCACAUAAGCUAAUGUUACAUUUGGGAUGAUUAUAGAUGUUUUGUUCUUGUUUCUUUCCCCAAAAAUCAAUAUUUAGUGUCAUAGAGAAGUACAUUAUUUGCAAUUCAGUUAGGAGUUUUGAAUAUAGAAAUGAGGGCCACAUAUAUGCAUAUACACUGCAAUACACACUGCAUUGUGUAUUGCAGUGUAGAGCUAGAUAGCACUACUAUUAUAGUAAAGUAUUAAAAAAAAAAAAAGAAAAGACACCCUCCAUACUCCUUAAAUGACAAGUAUCACUCUUACUACAGCCACACAUACACCACUUGUGGGGAAAUACAGGUGACAAGUGUGCCAUGCCUUGUUAUGACUUCUACAUUAUGAUUGGACAGCCAUGUGUGGGGGCGGGGUUUAGCAAAUGGUCAGUUAUUUUCACAGAGGCAACAGAUCCUCACCAUUUAAGUGCCUAGCCUUACUGUACCCUUAAGAGACAUAACAACUAAUGAAAGUAAGCUUGAGAGCAUUUGAAUAGCCCACUGUGGGCAAAGCCUUUGUCAUCUUUUGAACAGAUUUGUGUGUACUUACUUUUUCUGACUGCCUGGAAUUUCUGAAUAAAUGGGUGAAUUCA
This is a messenger RNA of Thunnus maccoyii (southern bluefin tuna), 1862 nucleotides long. It is a transcript of the gene eci1, whose product is annotated as enoyl-CoA delta isomerase 1. Gene Ontology annotation, biological process: fatty acid beta-oxidation. The record is from RefSeq and is a predicted model, not a curated record. The transcript is spliced from 7 exons. Lineage: Eukaryota; Metazoa; Chordata; Actinopteri; Scombriformes; Scombridae. The coding region runs from base 63 to 959 and encodes 298 amino acids. Gene Ontology annotation, cellular component: mitochondrion. Gene Ontology annotation, molecular function: enoyl-CoA hydratase activity.